Messenger RNA from Trichechus manatus latirostris (Florida manatee), 1981 nucleotides. RefSeq names its product gamma-aminobutyric acid type A receptor subunit beta2 (gene GABRB2). Gene Ontology annotation, molecular function: chloride channel activity; GABA-A receptor activity; neurotransmitter receptor activity. NCBI's taxonomy places the organism in Eukaryota, Metazoa, Chordata, Mammalia, Sirenia, Trichechidae. The record is from RefSeq and is a predicted model, not a curated record. Gene Ontology annotation, cellular component: GABA-A receptor complex; synapse; plasma membrane. The coding region runs from base 238 to 1662 and encodes 474 amino acids. The transcript has 9 exons. Gene Ontology annotation, biological process: nervous system process; signal transduction; chemical synaptic transmission.
UUUCUAAAUUAUUCAAAUAUGUAUAUACUAUACAUAGAUAUGCUUUUUCUUUUUCCCCUUUAAUUUCAUUUUUUUUUUUCCCAAGGAAAUCUGCUCGGUCCCCAGCAGCCGCCGCUGCCCCUUUGAUGUUUUGGUACGCCGUGCGCAUGCGCCUCACAUUAGCAUUACUGCACUGGGCAGACUAAGUUGGAUCUCCUCUCCUCAGUGAAACCCUCAAUCCCACCAAAAACUAAAGGGAUGUGGAGAGUCCGGAAAAAGGGUUACUUUGGGAUUUGGUCCUUCCCGUUAAUAAUCGCUGCUGUGUGUGCUCAGAGUGUCAAUGACCCUAGUAAUAUGUCGCUGGUAAAAGAGACGGUGGAUAGACUCCUGAAAGGCUAUGACAUUCGUCUGAGGCCAGAUUUUGGAGGUCCACCCGUGGCAGUGGGAAUGAACAUUGACAUUGCCAGCAUCGAUAUGGUUUCCGAAGUCAAUAUGGAUUACACCUUGACAAUGUACUUUCAGCAAGCCUGGAGAGAUAAGAGGCUCUCCUAUAAUGUAAUACCUUUAAACUUGACUCUGGACAAUAGAGUGGCAGACCAACUCUGGGUGCCUGAUACCUAUUUCCUGAAUGAUAAGAAGUCAUUUGUGCAUGGAGUGACUGUCAAGAACCGAAUGAUACGCCUGCAUCCAGAUGGGACCGUCCUUUAUGGUCUCAGGAUCACAACCACAGCUGCCUGCAUGAUGGACCUAAGGCGGUACCCACUGGAUGAACAAAACUGCACCUUGGAAAUUGAAAGCUAUGGAUACACAACUGAUGACAUUGAGUUUUACUGGCGUGGGGAUGAUAAUGCAGUAACGGGAGUCACAAAGAUUGAACUUCCACAGUUCUCUAUCGUAGAUUACAAACUUAUCACCAAGAAGGUUGUUUUUUCCACAGGUUCCUAUCCCAGGUUGUCUCUCAGCUUUAAGCUUAAGAGAAACAUCGGUUACUUUAUCCUGCAAACAUACAUGCCUUCCAUCCUGAUCACCAUCCUCUCCUGGGUCUCCUUCUGGAUUAAUUACGAUGCUUCAGCUGCGAGAGUGGCGUUAGGAAUCACAACUGUGCUGACAAUGACCACGAUCAACACCCAUCUCCGGGAAACCCUCCCUAAAAUCCCCUAUGUGAAGGCCAUUGACAUGUACCUGAUGGGGUGCUUUGUCUUUGUUUUCAUGGCCCUUCUGGAAUACGCUCUGGUUAACUACAUCUUCUUUGGAAGGGGACCACAACGCCAAAAGAAAGCAGCUGAGAAGGCUGCCAGUGCCAACAAUGAGAAGAUGCGCCUAGAUGUCAAUAAGAUGGACCCCCAUGAAAACAUCUUACUAAGCACCCUUGAGAUAAAAAAUGAAAUGGCCACAUCUGAGGCUGUGAUGGGACUUGGAGACCCCAGGAGCACAAUGCUGGCCUACGAUGCCUCUAGCAUCCAGUACCGGAAAGCAGGGUUGCCCAGGCAUAGUUUUGGCCGAAAUGCCCUGGAACGACACGUGGCACAAAAGAAGAGCCGCCUGCGGAGACGCGCCUCCCAACUGAAAAUCACCAUCCCCGACUUGACUGAUGUGAAUGCCAUAGAUCGGUGGUCCCGCAUUUUCUUCCCAGUGGUCUUUUCCUUCUUCAACAUCGUCUAUUGGCUUUAUUAUGUGAACUAAGACGUGAGGUCCCAUGGGAAGCAAGGACUAGAUUCCUCUUCAAACCAGUUGUAUAACCUGAUGUAGGACUUGGAAAACAGAUCAAUCCAGGACAAAAGUGAUGCUAAAAUACCUUAGUUGCUGGCCUAUCCUGUGGUCCAUUUCAUACCAUUUGGGUUGCUUCUGCUAAGUAAUGAACACCAAGGUCCUUGUGGUUUUCCAGUUAAAAUGCAAGUGAUUUGUACACAUGCUGGCAAGACAGAUUCUCAGUGUUCCACUUUCUCUGCUUAGUCUUCCACCUACAUAAGAGGGAAAUUAUUUAGAAAAUAUUCAUAGAAGG